GACCUGAGGGAGUUCGGCGCCUUUGUCGUCGUGAAGUCUGCCAGCGGCGCGGAGGCGACGGGCCUCGUCCACAGGACGCAGAUCAAGGAGGGGCCGGUCAUGGCCGUCUCCGACGAGUUGUCCGCGGGCCAGGAGGUUCGCGUGCGCGUGCUGGGCGCGGACGAAAGCAGCGGCAGAUUGAGCCUCUCCAUGAAGGAGCCUGUGGACACCACGUCCAAGAAGCACGACGUGGAGGCAUUCUCCGCCCUGGAGGGCGUAGGCAAGGACACGUGGCUGCCCGGGAGGGUGGCGGACGUCAAGGCCUUCGGCGUCUUCGUGGACGUCAGCGCACCCGACGGAGGCGCCUCGGCGCGGGGCCUGGUGCACCGGAGCCAGCUCCCCCGCGGCGCCGCGGCCGUGGAGCUGGCCGCGGAGGACGAG
This is a messenger RNA of Prorocentrum cordatum, 420 nucleotides long. Lineage: Eukaryota; Dinophyceae; Prorocentrales; Prorocentraceae. The record is from the annotation of a GenBank genome assembly.